AUGGCGUCGACAAAGAUGAAGAAGAGGCAGAGGCUAUCCCCUUCUUCCUCUACAUCCUCUCUUUCUUCUAUUUCGUCCACUUCUUCCUCGUCGACUGUAACAGCUGCAGCAGCAGCCGCUUCUUCUUCCCCGUGCUCCCCAUCUUCUUCUACUUCUACAUCUUGCUCCUCCUCAUCCCCGUGUUGUUCCUGUAAUGCUGCAAUCAACAAUCAUACUCCACCUCCCGUCGCCGAAUCGCAUGAAUUGGAAGUGGAAGUGGAAGCCUUACCCAAAUCGAAACGCCGGAAAAGAACCCGCUCCACUAAAUCCAAUGCCGCUGCUGCUGAUCGUCGAGUUAAAAAGGAAAGUAAAAACAAUGGGGAGGAGGAGGAGGAGGAGGAGAAGAGCAUUGGUACUGGAGGAGGAAGCAGCCUUCCCCUGCCUCCCCACCCUCCAGGGAGAAGAAGCUCUGCUUUCAGGGGAGUCACAAGGCAUAGAUGGACAGGGAGAUUUGAAGCUCAUCUGUGGGAUAAGAGCUCCUGGAACAACAUGCACAACAAGAAGGGUCGCCAAGUUUAUUUGGGGGCAUACGACGAUGAGGAAGCAGCUGCCCGUACCUACGAUCUUGCAGCCUUGAAGUACUGGGGUCCCGGAACCACCUUGAAUUUCCCGGUGGAAGGGUAUGAGAAGGAGAUGGAGGAGAUGGGGAAGGUGACCAAAGAAGAGUAUCUGGCGUCACUCCGGCGCCGGAGCUCCGGUUUCUCCCGAGGAGUGUCCAAGUACCGGGGAGUGGCGAGGCACCACCACAACGGCCGGUGGGAAGCACGAAUCGGCCGGGUCUUAGGCAACAAGUACCUCUACCUUGGCACUUUCAACACUCAGGAAGAAGCGGCAGAGGCAUAUGACUUGGCUGCACUGGAGUACAGAGGAGCAAACGCCGUCACCAACUUUGACGUCGCCAAUUACGUCGACCGCCUGAAAGCCAAAGGACUCAACGUCGACCAAUUCAUCCACCCGUCUCCUCCGCCCCCAGCGCCAGAAUUAGAGGUUGACGCCGUCGAUGCAGUACGACCACCCCCUGCUUCACCGUCUCCGCCGCCUCCCCUGCCUUCGUUAGACGAAGAAGAAACAGAGGCUGGGGCAGAGGUGGCGGCGAUGAUGAUGAUGAUGCCACCACCGCCGCCCCGCGGCGGCGACAGUGACAGCAUGAUAGCAAUAGAGGAGCUGUUGGAUUUCGAGCACGACGACGGGAUGAGCGGCGGGUGGAGUAUGUGCUUGGAUUACCCGGAGAACGCGGCGGUGGCGACGGCGGGUUGCGCAGGGCUGCCGGAGCUGUUCGGCGAUGCGGGAGGGUUCCAACUGGACGACAUUGACUACUUGGUGUUCGACGCGGAAUUUCUGGACGGUGAUGGUGGCGGCAGAGACGUAAACGACAAGAAGCCCUUGUCGGAUGAUGAUGGGUCAACCACAACGUCGGUUUCUUGUAACUAG
This is a messenger RNA of Linum trigynum, 1470 nucleotides long. The record is from the annotation of a GenBank genome assembly. NCBI's taxonomy places the organism in Eukaryota, Viridiplantae, Streptophyta, Magnoliopsida, Malpighiales, Linaceae.